This is a messenger RNA of Brenthis ino (lesser marbled fritillary), 468 nucleotides long. NCBI's taxonomy places the organism in Eukaryota, Metazoa, Arthropoda, Insecta, Lepidoptera, Nymphalidae. The record is from the annotation of a GenBank genome assembly.
AUGUCGAGUUCCACGCGGCUGGUUACGGUCAGUGUGCUACUGGCGUGCGUCGCGGUCACGGCCGCCAUCAAAUGUUGGCAGUGCGGGCAGUACAGUGAUGGUGUGGGGUCAAUCACACCAUGCAAUAACCGAAGUGCUGCACGACUAAACCAGUGUCCGCCAGAUGCUAAAUAUUGUAUCGUAAGUAGUAUAACAUGUACAUUUCCCUUUAAUUUUUCUUCUACUCUAAGAUUGUUUGAAGCCAUUGAGAGAGAGAGAGAGAGAGAGAGAGAGAGUUACUGGCAAGGCCAUAAGCGUGAAGAAAAAGAGACGGUAAGAGAGAGAGCGAAAGAGAGAGAGAGAGAGAGAUAUUAUGUAGGUGAAAUUUGUGAAAAAGUGGCGCUAAUCGUUUGCCAAAAGAUGCACAUAAGUCGCAAAAGUCACGUACAGACAGACGCACUUGACCGAAGUAAGAAUAAAUCUUUAUUA